Molecule: messenger RNA, 5867 nt
Organism: Lepisosteus oculatus (spotted gar)
Lineage: Eukaryota; Metazoa; Chordata; Actinopteri; Semionotiformes; Lepisosteidae
Gene: arid4a
Product: AT-rich interactive domain 4A
Biological process (GO): regulation of transcription by RNA polymerase II
Cellular component (GO): nucleus
Molecular function (GO): transcription cis-regulatory region binding
Source: RefSeq, a predicted model, not a curated record
GCCAAUCGGGUUUCGAGAAGCACUGCCUGGGCUCAACAGCUUGUUAUUUCGUUUAUUGCUUUGGCAAUCCUGCUGAGUGGUGAACAGUCAGAUCAGAGUAUUUUUCUUUCAGAGCGAUCGGAGACCCUCGAGCUGGACUCCCUCAAAUAGCCCUUUACGAUGAAGGCAGCGGAUGAGCCUGCCUAUCUAACAGUGGGGACUGAUGUUAGCGCCAAGUACCGCGGUGCCUUCUGUGAGGCAAAAAUUAAAACCGUCAAGAGACUUGUAAAGGUUAAGGUGCUCCUCAAGGGUGAUAAUACUUCACAAGUUGUUCAGGAUGAUCAGGUCAAGGGGCCUCUGAGGGUGGGAUCCACAGUGGAGGUGAAGAGUCCUGAUGGGCUGUUUCAUGAAGGCGUCAUCAGCAAACUCACAGAUGCCAGCUGGUAUACAGUAGUGUUUGACGAUGGUGACGAGAGGACACUGAGGAGAACCUCACUGUGCCUGAAAGGCGAAAGACACUUUGCAGAGAGUGAGACUUUGGACCAACUGCCAUUAACAAACCCUGAGCACUUCGGCACGCCAGUCAUAGGGAAGAAGACAAACCGAGGAAGGCGGUCUUCCCUACCUGUUGCUGAGGAUGAGAAAGAGGAAGAAUCCAGCGAAGAGGAAGAUGAUGACAAGAGGCGCCUUAAUGAUGAGCUGCUGGGGAAAAUCUCCUGCGUCCAGAGCAGCUCCGAUAAAACCGCCUCUUACAUAGCUUUGGUUAUAUCGCCUAGCUGCAGUGAUGACUUGGCUAUCAAAAAGGACCAAUGCCUAGUGCGAUCUUUUGCAGAUUCCAAAUUUUACACAGUGGCAAGAAAAGACGUCCAUGAGCUGGAUGCUAACAGCAUAUCCAAGCCAGAGUAUUCCACUAAGAGAGGGCAUGAAGAAGCACAGCUCUUCUUGAAGGCUCGAACUGUCCCUGAAAGCUGGAAGAUGGAUAUGAGUGAGAUCCUGGAGUCCUCAAGUAGCGAUGAAGAAGAUGGGGGACGAAGGGACAGUGAGGAUGAUGAAGAGAAGGAAGUAGAAGUGGAAGAGCCAGAAGAGGAGCCUGACCCUGAGGAAAGAGACCACUUCCUGCAGCAGCUCUACAAGUUCAUGGAGGACAGAGGGACUCCAAUUAAUAAGCCCCCUGUUCUUGGCUACAAGGAUCUGAACCUCUUCAAGCUUUUCAGGCUGGUGUAUCAUCAAGGAGGAUGUGACAAUAUUGAAAGUGGUGCAGUGUGGAAACAAAUCUAUAUGGACCUUGGGAUUCCUAUUCUGAACUCUGCCGCCUCUUACAAUGUGAAGACUGCCUACAGGAAGUACCUCUAUGGGUUUGAGGAGUACUGCCGAUCAGCGUGUAUAGAGUUCAGGACCAUCCAUCACAAUGAUCCCAAGCCCGCAGUCAAAGUGGAGAAAAAGGCUGAUGUGACGGAAGUAGAGAAGGAUCUGGAGGAGGAGGAGGAGGAGGUGUCCGAAGACCAGGAAGAGACGGUGGGAGAAGAGGCCUUGACUGGAGGAGAAGAGAAGCCCCUGGCAGAAGAGUCCGACUCCAGCAGCGAGAGUGAAAAAGAGGAGCAGAAGGAAAUCCGCUACCCCAGGGGGAGGAGGAGGUGCACGGUGACCCCUGUCAGAUCUGAAGGAAAAGAUGCCAUCAAACUGGAGCGAGUGAAGGAAAGUGAGCAAGCGGACGAGGUGGGAGACGGGAAGAAGGACCGGCAGGAGAGCGAGAUUCCCGGGAAGAGAGGGCCGCCGAGAGCCAAGGCAGAGCGGAGGAGCAGGAGGCUGGAGGAGUCGGACAGGGAGUCCGAGGAGGAGGAGCAAGACGAGCAGCAGCAGGAGGAGGAUGAAGAGGAAGAAGAAGAAGAAGAGGAGGAGGAGGAGGAGGAGAGAGGAAAGCCGAUAGAGAGGGGUGAGAGAGAGAACAAAGAGGAGGCUGAAGAGGAUGGGGAGGAGGAUCAUUGCCUCACUGGGACUAAAGUAAAAGUAAAAUAUGGCCGGGGGAAAACUCAGAAAAUCUAUGAAGCCAACAUUAAGAACACUGAAAUGGAUGAUGGAGAGGUUCUGUACUUAGUGCACUAUUAUGGAUGGAAUGUGAGGUAUGAUGAGUGGGUGAAAGCUGACAGAAUUAUCUGGCCGGUGGACAAAAGUGGGACAAAAAGGAAGCAGAAGAAGAGAGUCAAGAAUAAAGAUGAGGGUGAGAAGGAAGAAAAGAAAGAGGAGGAAAAACAGAGCAAGUCCAAACGGGGUCGGCCCCCCCUCAAGUCCACCCCUCCCAAUUCCUCUCGGAGUGUCUCCAAAACGCCCAGCAGUGAUGGCAGAGCCAGCUGCAAGAGCGCACGCCUCUCCGACGCGUCUGCGCUGCCCAAUGGCGUCGAAGGAACACCUAGAAGGCGGACAAGGCGGACGUCUGGAAUGACUUGUGAUUCUGAUAGAGGAUCCAACGAUUCUGGUAAUUCGUCAGAAGAAAGUGAAGCUGAGGACACUCCAGGAAAGAAAGCAGACCGGGCAGAUAUCCCCGACGCCGCACAGGGUGGUGAGGCAGAGGAUGACAAAAGCAGCGCUGAGGAGCGCGAACUGGAGCAGGAAUGUCCCAGAAGCCCCCAGGAACAAAGGCGAGAGCCGCCUAUGCUGUCCGAGGAGGAAGAGCAGGCAGAGGAGUAUGUGGUCUUGGAGCAAGAUAAACCAAUAGAGCAGCAGAAAGAGGAGGAGACGGGCAGAAAGGAGACAGAGAAAUCCCCAAAACCCAGGGGGAGGCGGAGCAGGUCCAAGGAACCCAGUUCAGAAAUGAGCAAGCCCCCCACGACCAACCACACGGAGAGCACAGACACCUGCCUUCUAACGCCCGAGAAGGCAGAGCCGGCAGAAAUCGCAGAAGCCUUGGAAGAUGCUGAGCAGGAGCUGAAGGACUCCGACACGGACUCGGCCAGUGAGGAUGUCUGCAAGGAGGACAAAAGGCCGGUGAAAAGGAAGGCUGGAGAGCAGCAGGUGGCCGACAAGAAGGUACGCUUGGAGAAGAGGGAGGAGCAGAAGACUGUCUCUCCUGAAAAGAAAAUGGAAGUCGAUGGCAUCUUCAGGGGGGGCUGUGAAGACAGUUUGCCGGAUGACAUUGUAAAUAAAAUGGAGAUGCCUUCCCUCACCCCGGAGGUUGUACCACCCGUCAAAGACGGGACUGAAGUCGGUCCCGAAAAGCCUGCAGAUGAAAGUGAGCUGAAAGAGGAGGAAGAGCUCAUGCCACAGAUUGGCCUUGAAGCCCUGAUGUGUCACGAGGUUGACCUCGAUGACCUGGACGAGAAGGAGAAGCCCCCAAGCGAAGAGACGGUAGACGACAAGUCUCGGGCUCUGAGCUUGGCGGAUGUGGCCGCCGGGUCGCAGCAGGGCUUCCCAGUGGCCUCUCCAGCUGCCGCUCCCAGCCCCGACGAGUCGCACAGCACCAAGAGCGAGAGUGACACAACGAUCGAGGUGGACAGUGUCGCGGGAGAGUCUCAGGAAGGCCUGUGUGAGAGUGAGUCUGCCAAUGGGUUUGAUGCCAGCACCAGCUCCAGCAACUGCAGUUUAUCCCUCCAGGAAAGGGACAGCAAAGACAGGGGUCAGAAGAGGUCAAUGGAUUGUAAUAACAGCUUGUCCGCUAAGAAGCAGAAGCGUAACCAGAAACGCACCAGUGUAGCAUCUAAAAAUGAGAAGAAUGGAGCAGGGCACAGCAGCGACAGUGAAGACCUUCCUGCCAUUGAGAACCCCAGCAAGUGCACUCCGGUGAAGCACUCCGGCGUGUCCAAGGCCAACAAGCUGGCCCGGUCUCCAGCCAGGGUGACGUCUCCGAGCAGCAAAGACGCGGACAAGGAGAAACACAGGGAGAAGCAUGCUUUUCCUUCCCCGAGAACAUACAAGUGGACCUUCCAGCUCAUUGGUACAGCGGAACUGGACAGUAUGACAAGUACAGAAAGGAUCACCUUCCUGCAAGACAAACUGCAGGAAAUAAGGAAGUACUAUAUGUCACUCAAGUCAGAGGUGGCUUCCAUUGACAGGAGACGAAAAAGAUUAAAAAAGAAAGAAAGAGAAGUUUCUCACACGACGGCGUCCACAUCGUCCGGUUCCUCCGAUACAGGAAUGAGCCCGUCCUCGGCCUCUCCCACCCAGAACACAGUUGCAGUGGAGUGCAGGUGAUGAAACGCUCCCCUCUGCCUUCCCAGCAAUCAGCUGCCUCCAUGGACACAAGUACUGAGACUCUGACACAAGCAAGCAUUGAAAGCACUCAACUGGAUUGACCAUGCCAGUCCAAUCUCUGUGCACUUUCCCGGCCCUUGUUUGCUUCCAAUUUCCAAUUACACUUCAGGAAUGGGAAGAGGAGUUGAAUGUAAACUGGAGAUUGGUGAAGCCUUACUCAUGGCAAAUUAUUCUUCAUUUUUUUUACAGUAUAAAGCACUUUUUUCAGCAAAAACCUUUUUUCCUGGUUCCAGUCAGAGGCCAGCAUAGACGCUGUGAAUCAGUUAUGUGUUCCUUUAGUAUCAGUGCUACGCCAAUACCAGGCAACCCGUGUGGUGUUUAAUUUGAGGAAUGGUCACUACUGACCAGCUCACUGUCAGGCCGGUUGGUUAGGUCGAAGGUCAUUAAAAGAUGCGCUUGCUAAGCAGAACUGCCAAAGUACACGUGUUCAGCCGAGUGCCCUAUUUUGAAAAGUGGGACAAAAUAAAGUGCGAAAGAGAAUAUAGUUUACUGAAAACUACAAUUAUGUCUUCCACUUUUCUAGUAUUUUAGCACAGAAAAUUAUGCAAACUUUUUCAAACUAAAUGUUUACAGUGGAAUUGGAAAAUGUUUUCAGUAGACUAAUUCCCUUGGCAGUUUUAUUUUGUCUUUUUAUAUGUAAUUGCAGAGUUUAUUUUGUUAUGGAAAAUUUCAAAUAAGUAUAUAUCACAGCAGUGAAGUUAUUUAAUGAAAGAUUUCUAGACAUGACAUUUUGUGUAAAAUAAAGGUAUUAUGUUGUGACUUGUUAAAUAUAUUUAUUCAGACAGUGGACAUAACAUUUUUUAAUGUAUUUUUUAAAAAAAUAAAUAAAAUAAUUGGAUCCUCCCAAGCUCAAUUUUUACUUUAUGGAAAAAUUUUUUAAUUUGGAAUUCACCAUACCAUAAGCUUACGUGUAAAAUCAUUUUUUAACCUGUGUAUUUGCUUUACACCUUUGAGACACGAUCUCUGCGCAGAGUAUAUUUAUAUAUUUUAAAGGAGCACACCAUGUCUGGGGUGGCCUAAGUUUUUUUUCGUUUGUUUGUUUCAACUUUUAUACCGAUUGCCUGGUACUAUUUUUUUUCUUUUUAAUUUAUGCCUUUUUUUAAUUUUGUCCAUUGGAAUAACAGGAAGUAUUGCUACAGGAACAUACACGACUGUCCAACCUAGGAAUUAACCUGUAGGUGUAAUCUUCAUUGCAUAUUUUGUACAUAGAUCUUCCAAAAACAUGUAUUUGAAAAAUACAUUUUACACAAACUGUAAAAAAUGAAUUAUUUUAUGAUUUUUUUAUUCAUCUUUGUAUAUUUAAAACAGCUUUGUGGCCCUUUGUAUCUAAAUGUUAAUAUUCUGUAGAGACCUAGUGCAGAUAAUUUAGACUGUAUAUACAGAACUCUUGGCUCUACACAGCAGUGGGCCUGAACCAAACCUAGUGUUACGUAGAAAUACUAAAUAUAUUGUACAUUUUUAUGUUUUAUAAACUUUUUAUUUCAUCAACAUUGUGAAGACUUACUUCUUUCAAAGAUAGUCUUUUUAAAUUUCUGGGUGGUGAAGGAAAAAAAAGAAGUCAGAUUUCCUAAGAAAAGCCAUUGUAUCUUUAUGUAAAAUAAGAACUACAUUCAGUUUUAAUAAAGAUUUCAUGUAUGAUUUUA